GUUAAGGAGAAACAGGGAGGAGUGUGUCGAUCCGGAACAAGACCGGAACAAAAAAAGUGAGAGGAGAAAAAGCGAUCAAGUCAGAGAAAAAUCUUCGUCCUGCUUUUAGAGAGCAUAAAGUCUUCUUACAUUGUAUACAGUCGCGUGAUGGCUGAGCGUGUGAGAGCGUGUAGUGUGUCAGGGAGUCCUGAGGGGCCGUACCGAGCAGUGCAGUGUUUGGACGGUCUGGUACAGUGGGAGUUUGAGGGCAUGGACACGGUGGAUAAGCUGUUCCGUUACGCAGUGGACAGAUUUACACACUCGCCCUGUGUAGGGACCAGGGAAAUCCUCUCACAGGAAAAUGAGACACAGCCCGAUGGCAAAGUCUUUCAGAAGCUAGUCCUGGGUCAGUAUAAGUGGAAGACAUAUGAGGAAGUCCAUCAUCAAGUGAACUUCCUGGGCGUUGGCCUGUCUGCUUUGGGUCAAAGGCCACGCAGCUCUAUUGCCAUCUUCUGUGAGACAAGAGAGGAGUGGAUGAUCACAGCACUGGCCUGCUUCAGAUUCAACUACGCCUUGGUGACACUCUACGCUACGCUAGGUGAAGAUGCUGUAGCAUUCGGAUUGAACCAGUGUGGAGCCACACACCUCAUCACGAGCAAGGAAUUGCUAGAAACCAAGCUGAAGGCGGUGUUGCCGGAUGUUGUGGGUCUGAAGCAUGUGAUCUAUGUGGGCAGUGGGGGUGUGUCUGUGAAAAAUUACCCACAAUUCCUCAGCAUCCACAGCUUACAGGAAGUGGUGGAGCUUGGAGCCAAACCUGAGAACUCGAGUGUGCAGUGUGAUGCUCCCUCUCCGUCCGAUCUCGCUGUAGUGAUGUACACUAGCGGCUCGACGGGUCGUCCUAAAGGAGUGAUGAUGCACCACAGUAACCUCAUUGCAGGAAUGGCUGGCCAGUGCCAGAGAAUCCCGGGUCUUGGGCCUGAGGACACGUACAUUGGUUAUCUUCCACUGGCUCAUGUUCUGGAGCUGACAGCCGAAAUUUCCUGUCUGAGUCAUGGCUGCCGGAUCGGAUACUCAUCACCACACACACUCUCAGACCAGUCCAGCAAGAUAAAGCGAGGCUGUAAGGGAGACUGUACAGUGCUCAAACCCACUCUGAUUGCUGCUGUCCCAGAGAUUAUGGACCGGAUCUAUAAGAAUGUGAUGAGUAAGGUAGCAGAGAUGAGCAUACUACAGAGGGUGCUGUUCAACAUGGCCUACAAAUACAAAGUACAGCAGCUGGAACACGGUGCAGAUACACCCAUAUGUAACAAGGUGGUGUUUAAGCGUGUAUCCAUGUUGCUGGGGGGGGGUGUGAGGUUGAUGCUCAGUGGUGGCGCUCCUCUCUCUCCUGACACACACCACUUCAUCAAAGUGUGUUUUUGCCCCAUUCUCAUUGGGUAUGGCCUCACAGAGACCUGUGGGGCAGGAACCAUCUCAGAAUCUUCUGAUUAUACCACAGGACGGGCGGGGGCACCUCUCAUCUGCUUUGAACUCAAACUGCGAGACUGGCCUGAGGGAGGAUACACCAGUCAGGACAAACCCCACCCCCGAGGUGAGAUUCUGUUUGGUGGGCCGAGCAUUGCCAUGGGUUACUAUGGGAAUGAGACCACAGAAGAGAGCAGGGAAUUCUGGGUAGAUGAGGCAGGGCAGCGCUGGUUCUGUACUGGUGAUGUGGGGGAGGUUCAUCCUGAUGGCUGCCUGCAGAUAGUUGACCGUAAGAAAGACUUGGUGAAGCUACAGGCAGGUGAAUAUGUGUCUUUGGCAAAGGUGGAGGUGACACUGAAGAACUGUCCACUAAUCGACAACAUCUGUGUCUAUGCUAACAGCAAUGAGAACUACAUUAUCAGCUUUGUGGUGCCCAAUCAGAAGCAACUUACUGAACUGGCCAAUAAAAAUGGGAUUGGGGGCAAGUGGGAGGAGCUCUGUAAUCAUGCCACACUGGAACAGGAAGUUCUAAAAUCUAUUAAAGAGGUUGCAACAAUGAAUAAACUGCAGAAGUUUGAGGUUCCCGUGAAGGUACGUCUCAGUUCUCAGGCCUGGACUCCAGAGACAGGACUCGUUACUGAUGCUUUUAAACUGAAGAGAAAAGAAUUACAGACACACUACAAACACGACAUAGAGAGGAUGUACAGAGCCAAAUAACACACACACACACACACACACACACACACACACACACACACACACAGUGGUAAAAGGUACUGAUAAGCAGAGGUGAUGCGCUGACCCCUGGUGGAUCCAUAAAUAUAAACCUGAGGGUUCUAGCUGGGGAAAGUAAACUACAGCUCUCUGUUUAUCAACACAAAGAGGAAAAAUGUAUUUCUCUAAUUGUUUAUUAUAAACCCUUUCAGUAAAAAAAAUUAAUAUGAAGAAAAGACCCAGUACUUUUGAUUCUCUCAGUUAUUGUGAAUAAGUGUGGUGAGGGACUCAGUCGUGCACAGUGUCCAUGGCACAAAGACCAGCAUUACUGAGUAAACUAUCCGAGUGACAUUUCUGACAUUCAGUAGUGAAUUUUAUUUUCCUAAAUGCUUAUGUUUGUAUAAAGGGAACUGUGUGUGUCUGUGUGAGUGAGAAACUCGCUGUUCUGGACCAACUGGAAACACCACAUGUGAAAUAAUGGAGGUUCAUCUGCCUUAAAACCAUGUAAAUAAAUUCAACCCAAACAUACAACAGGAGAAUGAGCUUUAAAGACGAGUUUAAACAGUUAAACAGAAGUAUUUGCGUCACUGUGAUUGCGGACCUCACAGAGCUCAGGGUGUGAGCACUCUCAGCUGGAGGAGUGUGUCCUCAUGUUCACUCUGUUACACUUUUAUAGAUGGAGACUGUCUUUAAUGGAUCAGAGGGUUAUUUUGAUAAAGAUUUUUUUCAACGUCUGAAUUGGGUCUUGUUUCAGUUCACCUUGUUUAAAAAAGUGUGCACUUUUGUUAGUGAUUUUUAUAUGUAACAAACACCAAACAUUUUACUCCAGUUAUUAAUUAAAAUAUCUCUUUAUUUAAAAAAAAAUCAUGACAAUCACAGGUACACGUUCUCUGUCAUUUAGCAUUAAAUAAAUAAAUAAUAAUGAAAAUGUCCCUGUUCACUUUCAUUUAAAUUGUAGUGAAACUUCAUGAUAAGAAAACUAUUUUUAUCAAAUCAUGUUUUUAUGAUAUUUGGAAUUGAUCAUAAAAUGUAAUUUAUUUAUUAUGUUAAUGUUAAUUACAGGAUCAUUCUCAUGUAAAAAAUGUAUAAUAAGAAUUUGUGACAUUAUAUUGAAUUCAUAUUAGAUAUUAAAGGAUUAUAUUUCUAAUGUCACUAUAAAAUGUAGUUCAUUGAUUAUUAUAAGAAUUACACCCUCAAAUCAGACAGAGUUGGGACGGUAUGUUGAGUUGAAGUUGAAACUGAAAUUAAAACUGAAAAUGAUUUGUAAAUAAUCUUUGGCCUGUGUUACACUCAAAACAAUACAACAGCACAUUACCUGAUGUUUUACUUCAUUAAUUUUUUUUUCUAAAUAAACACAUUUCAACUUUGAUUCUUACAACACGUUUAAAGAAAAGUUGUUACAGUGAAGCAUUUCCCACUUUAUAAUGUUCCCGUUCCUUCUCCCGACACUUAAAAGAUGUUUAUGGACUGAAGACUCCAAGUGGUGAAGUGUUUCAGGUGUUAUUUUUAUCCUGCCCUUCUUGUAAACAGGUCUUAAGGUGUGUAACAGUACGGUGUUGUCACUGUCAUAUUUUUCAUUUCUCAAUUCUCCACACAUUCUCUAUUGGGGACCGAGGGGACACACCCUCUUCAGCAGCCACGCCUUUGUAAUGUGAGCAGAAUCUCAGUGGACUUUUCUGCAUUAAUGCUCCAUCACAGAAGUGCAAGUUACCUCUGCCAAGGGCACUGACCCAACCCCAUACCAUGACACACCCUGGCUUUUGGACUCGUUCCUGCUAACAGUCUGGAUGGUCCUUUUCCUCUCUGGUCCAGAGCACACGGCGUCUUCCAAAAAAGACCUGGAAUACUGAUUCGUCUGACCACAGUACCCGUUCCCACUGUGUGAUGGUCCAUCCCAGACACCGCUGAGCCCAGAGAAGUCGACGGCGCUUCUGGACACAGUUAACAUAAAGCUUCCUUUUUACACAGUAAAGUUUUAACUGGUGUUUGUGGCUGUAACUCUGUAUUGUAGCUUGAUAAAGGUUCUCAAGAGUGA
Neoarius graeffei (lesser salmon catfish) is the source of this 4192-nucleotide messenger RNA. RefSeq names its product acyl-CoA synthetase long chain family member 4b (gene acsl4b). Gene Ontology annotation, molecular function: arachidonate-CoA ligase activity. Bases 148 to 2160 code for a protein of 670 amino acids. The transcript is spliced from 15 exons. Gene Ontology annotation, biological process: long-chain fatty acid metabolic process; neuron differentiation; long-chain fatty-acyl-CoA metabolic process. Lineage: Eukaryota; Metazoa; Chordata; Actinopteri; Siluriformes; Ariidae. The record is from RefSeq and is a predicted model, not a curated record. Gene Ontology annotation, cellular component: lipid droplet; plasma membrane; endoplasmic reticulum.